This is a messenger RNA of Prunus armeniaca (apricot), 2304 nucleotides long. NCBI's taxonomy places the organism in Eukaryota, Viridiplantae, Streptophyta, Magnoliopsida, Rosales, Rosaceae. The record is from the annotation of a GenBank genome assembly.
AUGGUGAAGUCUGAUCCCGUAAGAUAUUUGCUUACAAGGCCGGUGUUAUCCGGACGCCUUGCACGUUGGCUGCUACAACUGUCCGAGUUUGAUAUCACCUGCACCACUCCAAAAGCCAUCAAAGGGCAGGCCGUGAUUGACAUGUUGGCUCUAUUUCCCGAAGUUGAAGAAUCAACAAUCUCUAAGGAAGUUCUGGGGGAGCUGCCGGAAAUGGUUGCUGUAGUCACAGAGGCAGAACCAUGGACCCUCUACUUCGAUGGGUCUUCUACAUCGAAGGGUGGAGGGGCAGGUGUGGUGCUUGUCAAUCCCGAGGGGCAAGCCACGACCCUCUCAUUUAAGCUAAAUUUCCCAUGCACAAAUAAUACGGCAGAGUACGAAGCUUUUAUUGCAGGGAUGUCUACAGCAAGGGAAAUGGGUGUCAAAAGAAUUAAAAUUAUUGGGGAUUCAAACUUGGUGCUGAGUCAAUUACAAGGAAAUUUCGCCGUGAAGGAACCAGCAUUGGCACCAUAUCGUACAGCUGCUGAAAGGCUUGUUCGUUCUUUCAAACAGGUUGUGUUGGAACAUAUCCCGGGGGUCACUAAUAGAUAUGCUGAUGCGUUGGCCACUUUGGGGUCGAGGCUCUCAUUUAUUGAAGAACAGCCCAAUAUUGCAGUAAUCAAGAAGGACACGCCAGUUGUUGAAGCAAUGGCUCAAGAGGAGCAGCUGGAAGAGGAUGACUGGAGGAAGCUUGUGAAAGAAAAAAUAGGCAAAGGAAGCGACAUCAAAGAAUUGAAGGAUUAUGCGAUCAUCUUUGGGGAACUGUACAGACGCCUUCCGGGAGGUAUUUUGACCCGCUGCAUAGGGAUAACAGAAGCACAGGAGAAGCUUCAAGAGGUACAUGAGGUCACUUGCAAUUUGGAGCCAAUAAUCAGCUUGUACCGGCGCCUGCAGCGCAAGGGUUAUUACUGGCCAGAAAUGAGGAAACAAGCAGCUGAAAUACAAGCCAAUUGUCCCAAGUGUGCAAAGAUACCCUCCACCGAGGAAUCAUUCACCGUCUCGUUUGCGGAGGAUUGGAGGGCUCCAUACUUGGCAUCCUUCAUCAACGGAGUCUUGCCAACCAAUCCCAAGCAUGCACGCAAGCUCAAAAGGACAAUGAAAAGAUACUUCAUAGAUGGGUCAACUCUUUACCGUAAGGGGUUUAAUGGUGAGCCAUUAAAAUGCUUGGGAAAGUCAGAGGCACAGCAAGUCAUGCAAGAGAUUCAUGCUGGAGAAUGUGGUGAGCACCAAGGAAUGAAGAGGCUUUACCGGCAGCUGCUGAGUGUUGGGUAUUAUUGGCCUACAAUGAAGAAUGAUGCAUACAACUUUGUGAAGAGGUGCCACACAUGUCAAGUUCAUGCCAACUUAAGUCAUAAGCCUCCCACGCUGCUGCAAGACAUGCGCACUCCUUGGCCCUUCCAUACUUGGGGGCUUGAUUUGAUCGGGACUAUCCAUCCACCAUCCGACAGCUACAUAUGGAUCCUCACAGCCACCGAAUAUUUCACAAAGUGGGUUGAGGCGGUUCCCUUGCGGAAGGCCACGGGAGCUGCCGUUGCCAAUUUCAUCCGUGAAAAUAUUGUAUGUAGAUUUGGGAUCCCAUACAAGAUUGUCACCGACAAUGGCACCCCGUUUGUCAAUAAGCAAGUAAGCUCGACACUUAGUGGUUAUGGUAUCAAGCAUCGUCGCUCCACGCCUUAUUACCCACAAGGAAAUGGUCAAGCGGAAGCCACGAACAAAACUUUAUUAAGGAUCCUAAGCAAAAUGGUUUAUGAGUAUGAAGGAGGUUGGAGUGUUCACCUGCCGGAUGCUUUAUGGGCCUACCGCACCUCUUCAAGAAGUGCCACAGGUUUCUCGCCCUAUUCACUUGUGUACGGGUCCGAUGCCAUUUCACCAGUAGAGAUUACCAUCCCCACUGCCAGAAUAGCAGCUGUUAACGACCUCGAAUGGGAUACAAAGUCAUGCUCGAAAUGGCGCCUGCUGGACCUUGAAGCUUUGGAUGAAAAAAGAGCGGUAGCCGAAAAGAGGACAGCGUUGUACCACAGAACUGUAGCUCAAGCCUAUAACAGGACAGUCAAGCCUCGCGCCUUCAAGCAAGGAGACCUCGUGCUAAAAGUUGCGGAGCAUGUGAGAAGACAAGUGUCGGGACCUUCCAAGUUUGCGCCACAAUGGGAAGGCCCGUUUGCAGUCAAAGAAGUUCACAGCAGCGGCUAUUAUCGCUUGGUCUCUGUCAAAGAAGGCACGCUAACAGACCCCGUCAAUGGGAAGUGGCUCAAGCUCUACUACUGCUAA